AUUUAAAUUUACAAUGCAAUCUUUCAAAACCAUAGCUAUUGCUGGAGGCACAGGAACUUUGGGUUAUUAUGUUUCUGAGGCCUUUUUGAGCGACGGAUCUUAUAAAGUGAAAAUUCUUCGUAAAAAACCGGAAACAGUAAAUGAGAAAGCUAAUUUGUUGGUUUCUAAAGGCGCAGAGAUCGUAUAUGUGGAUUACAAUCAAAAAGAUGACCUCGUAAACGCUCUUAAAGGAACUGAUGUUCUUGUUAGCAUUUUGAGUGGCUUUGACACUUACAAUAUUCAAUCCAAAAUGUUGACCGUUGCUAAAGAAGUUGAUGUAAAGAGAUUUAUCCCAACCGAAUUUGGUGGCGAAUACAAGCUUGGGGAUCAUAUUUGUACGGAUACCAAAGCCAAAUUUCGAGAAGAUUUGAAAAAAAGUGGACUUGAGUACACGUUCAUUUACAAUGGGGCAUUUCAGGAAUUUCUCGGCUGGGUGGGAUUUGAUGUUAAAAAGAAGGAAGCUACGUUUUUUGUGGAUGAAAAUAAAAUUAUAUCAACCACUUCUCUGUCUGACAUUGCCAAAUAUACUGUUGAGUCACUUAAAGUACCAGAAGCUCGUAACGGUGCUAUCAGGGUUGCUGGCGCGGCUUUAACAUUGAAAGAGUAUCUUCAAAAAUUUGAAGAAGCUACUGGCUCGAAAUGGAAAGUUAUUGAAGAUAAAGAAGUACGAUAUCGAUACCUAAACAAGAUCGACCCGGUUCCUUCAGAUGCAGAUGAUUUCAAAGUCAUGGCUCUUAAUCAUACAUCGUUCGAAAAGCUUGACAACGAUAAAUUCAGCUUCACCCCGCGUCCUGUCACUGAAACUAUCAACGAGCUUAUUUCACAAGCGCAAUAAGAUCAUCUUUCACAAAUUCUGUCACAUCUUACGUUUUAGUAUUAAUUCUAACGUAUUUUAGUCAGUUCAUUAUAAUGUAAUUGUAACUUUUUUUUUAUAAAUAAAAAGCGAUUUGGAAUAC
Molecule: messenger RNA, 995 nt
Organism: Rhizophagus irregularis DAOM 181602=DAOM 197198
Lineage: Eukaryota; Fungi; Glomeromycota; Glomeromycetes; Glomerales; Glomeraceae
Source: RefSeq, a predicted model, not a curated record